AUGGAUGAGUCUCUAUAGUUGGGUACUGAAUCACAUUCAUUGUUUCCUUUCCCUUUCCUCAAAAACACCAAAAAAUAACAAAUAAAGAGAAGAUAAGCUCAAAACCCCAUAACAUUAUCUUACACCACCCACACCACACCCCCCCUCCUCCUCCCCCUCUCACCCCACCAAAAGUCGUAAUUCUCACUCCAUAUCAUACCCUUUUUAACCUUUUAUUAUAUCAGUAUAUGAGCUGCUGAUAAUUUCCAAAAAUUGAGUGAUAAAAAUGGCGAUUUCGGACAGAGUAGUGGGGAAUUUGACAACGUUGUACCUGUUGGUGAUAGCUGGUAUGAAGGCUUAUGGAUUGAUGACUGGGCGGAGCUACGGCGGAGGUUUUGUGCUGAUUGUGUCCACAACUGUAGUAGGUAUUAUAUUGAUUUUGAGUCUGACGUAUGACGUGUCACGUAAGGCUAGGUAUGCGUUGACACGUAAUCGUAAUCUUCAUCAUCAUCAUCAUCCUACUCAGCAGCUUUAUCAGCCACGUCAUCAUUCCGAGGAGUUGUGCCGAGGUGGCAUAUGCUGGCACGGCGUCGCCGUCAGAUCUCCGGCGUCUCAGGUUCGGUUCCGGCUUCCUCAGCAUCAGCCUCGUUAAUUAGCAAUUUUGCAAAAGCGGUCAAAAAAGUAAAAUUGAGUGAUUUUCACUGUAAAUCUGUAAAUUAGUUUUGGAUUUUAUCUUUUUCAGCUCGAACAUUGACAGGUUUGGUGAAAUUAGUGUAAAUAGUGACCGGAAAGAGAAAUCAGCAUCGCAUUUUGGGCAUGUAAAUUAAAAUGAGAGUGCUAUUAGCGAAGUGCUUCCAUUGGUGACUCUGGAGUUUCUUGAAUUGAUGUUUAUUUUGUACUA
Nicotiana tabacum (common tobacco) is the source of this 880-nucleotide messenger RNA. The record is from RefSeq and is a predicted model, not a curated record. Lineage: Eukaryota; Viridiplantae; Streptophyta; Magnoliopsida; Solanales; Solanaceae.